Molecule: messenger RNA, 987 nt
Organism: Colletotrichum abscissum
Lineage: Eukaryota; Fungi; Ascomycota; Sordariomycetes; Glomerellales; Glomerellaceae
Exons: 3
Coding region: 1-987 (328 amino acids)
Source: RefSeq, a predicted model, not a curated record
AUGGCCUACGAUCAAGGAGCAAAGAGGAGAAAGACUGACGAAGGCAGCUAUGUCGACCCUUCAGAAAGUGGUAGCGGCCGCAAGUGGACAGUCUCCGUUGCAAUUCCCAGCAGUAUUCUCUCAGAUGCUCUUACAGCUGAGCGCCGCAAUUCCGUAGCCGGUCUCAUCGCCCGCGCUCUCGCCGUCUUCUCCGUCGAUGAGAUCGUAAUCUUCGACGACAGCCCGACCGAAUCCCGGCCCAAGAGCGUCGACACAAAAGCCUACACCGGCGACAUCGACCCCUGCCACUUCCUCGAGCACCUCCUCGGCUACCUCGAAGUCCCACCCUUCAUGCGCAAAAUGCUCUUCCCCCUCCACCCGAACCUGCGCCUCGCCAGCCAGCUGCCCUCGCUCGAGAUGCCACACCACCCAAACCCGGCCGAAUGGCUUCCCUACCGCGAGGGCGUCGCCGGCAAGGGAACGCCCCGGGGCACCAUGAUCGAUGUCGGUCUUAAGGACCAGGUCCUGAUCGAGGACGAGGUCCCCCCCAAUACCCGCGUGACGCUGUACCACCCGGACCAGAGAUCGCAAAAGGCCGAGGCGUGCGACCCGUCGGCUCCGAGGGAGGAGGGCGGCUUCUACUGGGGAUAUCAAGUCCGUCGCGCCAACUCGCUGACGGCGGUGUUCACAGAGUGCAAGUUCGAGGGUGGCUACGACGUCAGUAUUGGCACAUCGGAGCGCGGACGCACACUCUCAGAGGCCUUCCCCAGCGCCGAGCCCCUAGAAUUCAAGCAUCUUCUCAUUGCGUUUGGUGGACCCAGAGGUAUCGAGUAUGCGGCGUUGAACGACAAGGAGCUCGAGGGUAUGGAUAUGGGUCCCUCAAAGGCCAAGGAGCUGUUUGACCACUGGGUCAACAUCCUGCCUGGCCAAGGCAGCCGUAACAUCAGGACAGACGAGGCUCUGUGGGUUGCGUUGACGAGCAUGAGAAGGUUGUGGUAUGAGGUCUGA